CUUAUAAAUACACCGGAAUACAAGAAUACAAGAACCCAACUAAAAUUCCCUGGAUGAUCGAGUCGCAGUUUGAACCUAAAGGUCCUGGGAUGCAUGAGCCAUUCGUCAAUCAGGCUAGCACUGGAGACUACGACAAGAACAAACAAAACAUUAGUGCCGGUCACUUAUUUCCAGUCCGUUAUGCAGCUGAUCGAGAAACUGCCAAGUCUACAUUCACACUCACCAACAGCAUUCCACAGAAGAGCAACUUAGAGAAAGGCAUUUGGAUUCGCAAAGAACAAGACAUUAAAGAUAUGAUGGAUAAAUACUGUCGUGACAAGAAGAACAAUAAGAAGAUCUUAGCCUACAUGUUGACUGGAGCUCUGCCUGGCCAUGAUACACUGAAUAAGAGAGUGAAUAUUCCCUCUCACAAGUGGAUGGCAUUUUGCUGCUUCAACAGUUCAGGAAACUCAAUGCUCUCCAAAGCUGACUGGGCCGAGAACAAAAUGACUAAUGAUAUGAUUACUCGUCCUAAGAGCCUGGAGGAGUUACAAAAAUUAUUAAAAGACAACUGGAGGGAAAAC
Sinocyclocheilus grahami is the source of this 563-nucleotide messenger RNA. Its product is annotated as endonuclease domain-containing 1 protein-like. The transcript is spliced from 2 exons. NCBI's taxonomy places the organism in Eukaryota, Metazoa, Chordata, Actinopteri, Cypriniformes, Cyprinidae. The record is from RefSeq and is a predicted model, not a curated record. The annotation marks the transcript as partial. Gene Ontology annotation, molecular function: nucleic acid binding; metal ion binding; hydrolase activity.